This is a messenger RNA of Pongo pygmaeus (Bornean orangutan), 3243 nucleotides long. It is a transcript of the gene SLC2A5, whose product is annotated as solute carrier family 2 member 5. Gene Ontology annotation, biological process: fructose transmembrane transport; dehydroascorbic acid transport. Bases 1099 to 2604 code for a protein of 501 amino acids. NCBI's taxonomy places the organism in Eukaryota, Metazoa, Chordata, Mammalia, Primates, Hominidae. Gene Ontology annotation, cellular component: plasma membrane. Gene Ontology annotation, molecular function: fructose transmembrane transporter activity; D-glucose transmembrane transporter activity. The record is from RefSeq and is a predicted model, not a curated record. The transcript has 13 exons.
AGGGCCCCAGUCCCAUCCUCAGCAGUCAACAGAGGACCUGGGAGGGAAGACUUAUUCUUGUUGGGCAGUACCUGUUAAUGAGGAAAGCAUUUCCAGCAAUUUCUUAGGACCAUGAUACCAGAGAUGAGAUCAGACCCUUCCUCCUUUCAGCUUUUCUCCCUGGCAGACAGCAGAACCCAGGAUUUGCCUGGGCCCGUUGCAUUGGGGAAAGCUUUUCAAAUACCAGCAGAUAAAAGCUUUCUGCAGCCAGCACUUGUCUUGGCCUGGAGGGGAGCAAACCUGCCCCGUCCUGCACCACUGCCCCCGCAGUGUAAACCAAAAAUAAAAUUCUAAGCUGCCCUCCCGACACAACCAUCUGAAUGAACUUCCUCCUCAGCCAGGGCUCUUAAAACUUAACCUGAGAGACUGUUUCAGGCCAUAAUGGAAGUGGGGAUCGAACAUGCCUCAUCAAACCUCUCCAGCACCAACAGCAACACAGACUUUAAGGCUGAUAAAAAACAUUUUGCAACUUAUUCUCUCUGAAGCCUGCUAGCUAAAAAGCUUCAUCUGCAUGAUAAAACUUUGGUCUCCACAACCUCUUAUCUUACAGACAUUCCUUUCUGUUUAAUCCCAGGUCUUUAGACAAAUUCAACCAAUUGUCAACCAGAAAGUGUUUAAAUUUACCUAUAGCCUGGAAGAACCCUCCCCCACCUUCAAAUUGUCCCGCCUUUCUGGACCAAACCAAUGUAUUUCUUAAAUGUAUUUGAUUGAUGUCUCAUGCCUCCUUAAAAUGUAGAAAAGCAAGCUGUACCCUUGAGCACAUGUUCUCAGAACUCCCUGAGGGCUGUGUCACAGGCCGUAGUCACUCAUAUUUGGCUCAGAAUAAAUCUCUAAAAAUAUUUUACAGUUUGACUCUUUUCAUCAACACCAGCACCACAUUAUCCCAGGAGGAAAAGCAGACGCGUGACAGAGUUGGAGAGCAGGCACAGAGUGCUGUGGCAGUCAGCCAGCACCCACAUCAACACCAAGGAGAGUCCUGCGGGUGCUGUGCAAGGCCAGGGUGCACGCGUUACUUUGGCUAAAAGGAGGUGAGCGGCACUCUGCCCUUCCAGAGCAAGCAUGGAGCAACAGGAUCAGAGCAUGAAGGAAGGGAGGCUGACGCUUGUGCUUGCCUUGGCAACCCUGAUAGCUGCCUUUGGGUCAUCCUUCCAGUAUGGGUACAACGUGGCUGCUGUCAACUCCCCAGCACUGCUCAUGCAACAAUUUUACAAUGAGACUUACUAUGGCAGGACCGGUGAAUUCAUGGAAGACUUCCCCUUGACGUUGCUGUGGUCUGUAACCGUGUCCAUGUUUCCGUUUGGAGGGUUUAUCGGAUCCCUCCUGGUCGGCCCCUUGGUGAAUAAAUUUGGCAGAAAAGGGGCCUUGCUGUUCAACAACAUAUUUUCUAUCGUGCCUGCAAUCUUAAUGGGAUGCAGCAGAGUCGCCAAGUCAUUUGAGCUCAUCAUUAUUUCCAGACUUUUGGUGGGAAUAUGUGCAGGUGUAUCUUCCAACGUGGUCCCCAUGUACUUAGGGGAGCUGGCCCCUAAAAACCUGCGGGGGGCUCUCGGGGUGGUGCCCCAGCUCUUCAUCACUGUUGGCAUCCUCGUGGCCCAGAUCUUUGGUCUUCGGAAUCUCCUUGCAAACGUAGAUGGCUGGCCGAUCCUGCUGGGGCUGACCGGGGUCCCCGCGGCGCUGCAACUCGUUCUGCUGCCGUUCUUCCCUGAAAGCCCCAGGUACCUGCUGAUUCAGAAGAAAGACGAAGCGGCCGCCAAGAAAGCCCUACAGACGCUGCGCGGCUGGGACUCUGUGGACAGGGAGGUGGCCGAGAUCCGGCAGGAGGAUGAGGCAGAGAAGGCCGCGGGCUUCAUCUCGGUGCUGAAGCUGUUCCGGAUGCGCUCGCUGCGCUGGCAGCUGCUGUCCAUCAUCGUCCUCAUGGGCGGCCAGCAGCUGUCGGGCGUCAACGCUAUCUACUACUACGCGGACCAGAUCUACCUGAGCGCCGGCGUGCCGGAGGAGCACGUGCAGUUCGUGACGGCCGGCACCGGGGCCGUGAACGUAGUCAUGACCUUCUGCGCCGUGUUCGUGGUGGAGCUCCUGGGUCGGAGGCUGUUGCUGCUGCUGGGCUUCUCCAUCUGCCUCGUAGCCUGCUGCGUGCUCACUGCGGCCCUGGCACUGCAGGACACGGUGUCCUGGAUGCCAUACAUCAGCAUCGUCUGUGUCAUCUCCUACGUCAUAGGACAUGCCCUCGGGCCCAGUCCCAUACCCGCGCUGCUCAUCACUGAGAUCUUCCUGCAGUCCUCUCGGCCAUCUGCCUUCAUGGUGGGGGGCAGCGUGCACUGGCUCUCCAACUUCACCGUGGGCUUGAUCUUCCCAUUCAUCCAGGAGGGCCUCGGCCCGUACAGCUUCAUUGUCUUUGCCGUGAUCUGCCUUCUCACCACCAUUUACAUCUUCUUGAUUGUCCCCGAGACCAAGGCCAAGACGUUCAUAGAGAUCAACCGGAUUUUCACCAAGAUGAAUAAGGUGUCUGAAGUAUACCCGGAAAAGGAGGAACUGAAAGAGCUUCCACCUGUCACUUUGGAACAGUGACUCUGGAGAGGAAGCCAGUGGAACCGGUCUGCCAGGGGCUUCCCCCUUUGGCUUAUUUUUCUGACUUCUAGCUGUCUGUGAAUAUCUAGAAAUAAAACAACUCUGAUGUGGAAUGCAGUCCUCAUCUCCAGCCUCCCCACCCCAGUGGGAACUGUGCAAAGGGCUGCCUUGCUGUUCUUGAAGCUGGGCUGUCUCUCCAUGUUGGCCUGUCACCAGCCCCGAGUCAAGCAAACAGCUGGUCCUCCACUUUGCUGGUUCAGCCUUCGUGUGGCUCCUGGUAACACGGCUCCACCUUGCUGGGUCAACCUUUGUGUGGCUCCUGGUAACAUAACAAAAACAGUUACUAUAGUGGUGAGAUGGAAGGAAUCAAAUUUUGCCAGAGAAACUAACUUGGUGGCCCUGACAGGUCUUCCGGGCCUGUCUAAAAUUUUUUUAGAGCCAAAUUCAUCCUCUUACCAGAUCCUUUUCCAGAAAUACCUGUCUAAGAAGGUGUGAUGUCAGAAACAAUGACAUCCAGAAAGCUGAGGAACAGGUUCCUGUGGAGACACUGAGUCAGAAUUCUUCACCCUAAAUUAUACUGUUAGUGGAAAAUGGAAUUGCUUCUGUGUAGUCAAUAAAAUGAAUCUGAUCACUUUUCAA